UUUUAUAUUAUAUAUUCUUUUCUUAUAUCUUUUAAAUAUAUAUAUAUAUAUAUAGAUAACAAUAAAAAAAUGGAAGGUAGAGAAAAAGGGCUAAGUUGUAUGAUAAAAGGUCCUGGUCCAGUUUACAAAUUACCAUCGUUAGUUGGCUAUGACGGUCAUGAUCCAUCCCGGCACAGAAAUCCAGCAUACAGUAUGCGAACUAGAACUGAUGCGAAAAGUUAUGUGAUAGGACCUGGUCCGCAAUACAAUAUCAGGAGUUUAACAAAGUUUGGACCAGAUAAAUCACCCGCCUACACAAUUAGAGGCAGAGAAGCAUGGAAAUUGCAAGACUUUGCACCAGGACCUGGAGCGUACUCUCCUGAACUGUGUCCACCGAUGAAUCACAAGCGUCGAGCACCAGCUUAUAGUAUCACGUCACGGGGUAGGACAAAGUUAUUGGAUGAAGGACCUGGACCAAAUUCGUACCUUUUGCCAACGUGCAUAGGGCCAAAAGUACCCGACAAACCUGCGAAGGGUGCAUUCUCUAUGACUGGUUAUCAUGUAAUUCGUGAAGAAAUUAUGGGUCCAGGUCCAGCUGCGUACGCUAAGAUAGAUUACAAUAUGAUCAAACGACGGAGUCCGGCGUAUAGUCUGAAGGAGCGACACAUUUUGGCAGAACAAUAUCGCAGCCCAGCACCGACCUUUUAUCCGUUAUACGAUACGCGAAAGCGUUCACCUAUGUAUUCGUUCGGUAUAAAACACAGCGAAUGCACUGGGAUACCCAUGACACAGCUGGACGAGGCUUUAUAAUCACAAAUUGUAUACAACUAUUACUAUGUCAUAUUCUUUAUGUUUGUGCAAUAAAUCUCUUCUGUGGGAAAGUUUGAAAUUUUUUCCAGAAUUAUAUAUAUGUAUAAAAUGAGCAAUUUUUAUAUGAAAAAUGUUAAAGAAUGAACUCGUUAUUAAAUAUUUGCUACUUCUGAUUUAUAGUAGAUAUAUGACUACACAGUGAGAGACACAAGUCAUAACAGGCAAUUGUUUCUUGGCAACAUGGAGUUAAAAUCAGUUAAAAUCAUCAUGACGUGACACAUGAUGUUACAUUACGUGUAAAUGUGUAACAUUUUUUAAAUAAAUUGACUUCUAAAUUUACAAGUGAGAAAAAUGCCACCGAAAAGAGAACGCAAGAAAGGCAGAGGUGGGAAGAAAGCGCCGACAGAAAUGAAGGGUGCCGCCACAUGCCGCUUUAUCAGUACGCACAUUCGUAAAAUUUAGCUUAAAUAUUAAUUACGCAUGGACGCGUGAAGACAAUCGUAAGUUUUAUACGGUAUUCCGAUAAAGCAAUAAGUGAGUUCUUAUAUAAAAACUGUAAAUGUAUUAUUGCAUUAAAUAAUUAAUAAAAUUCACUAUAUCGCGCGUUGUUCUUUCCUCGCGUUUAAUCUCGAAAGCUAUUCGAUAAGGAAUUUUUGAAUAACUUGUGUUCAAUCAUUUAUGAAAUUUAUGAAUUAUUUUCUACUUGGCAGCUCCUGGGCCUCAAUAUGAACUCAAGACGCUUGUCGGCUACAGGAACCACUGUGUCUCGCGAUAUCGAAAU
This is a messenger RNA of Linepithema humile (Argentine ant), 1570 nucleotides long. Its product is annotated as ciliary microtubule associated protein 1A-like. Lineage: Eukaryota; Metazoa; Arthropoda; Insecta; Hymenoptera; Formicidae. The record is from RefSeq and is a predicted model, not a curated record.